UCACUGCAGCGGGUGCCUGUGCCCCCCAGGGCUCCAUGCCAUUCCUCGGGGGCAGCGAGGUGAAGAGCCGGGCCGUGGUGAAGUACUCCUCGGCCCCCCCUCGGGCAGCCUUCGCGCGCCUGGAAGAGAAGACAGACUUGAAACUGCCCCCUGCCAACUGGCUACGGGAGAGCGCCAAGCUGGGGCCCGCGGGCACCGCCAUCCUGGGCACCAGUAAGAAGAGCAAGCCGUUUUCCAGCUUUGGGAUGGCGUACGACUUUAUUGACUCCGUGGGCAACGAUGUGGACGUUGUCUCUGACUCUGAGAACAUAAAAAAGCUCCUGAAGAUCCCCUACAGCAAGUCCCACGUGAGCAUGGCCGUGCACCGCGUCGGGAGGACCCUCCUGCUGGACGAGCUGGACAUCCAGGAGCUCUUUAUGAGGUCUUCCCAGACUGGUGAUUGGACGUGGCUGAAAGAGUUUUAUCAGAGACUUAUUGAUCAGAAGUGGCAGAGGAAGAAAAAGAGCAAAGAGCAUUGGUAUCAAAAGGCUAUUCUUUCCAAGUUUUUAUAUUACAGUAUCAAUGGCGAUGGAGCCGCACAGCCCGUCCCAUCUGCUGCAGAGCAGCGGGAAUCAUCCAGUUCAGACCAGACAGGUGACUCGGACGGGGCGUCGUGGCCCGCCCCCUUCGAAAUGCCUUCUCCAGUUUCCGAAGAUCCCAGUGCUUCCAGUCAGGGUCUUAAAAAUGAUUUUGUUCGGAAUAUUCUGUGGACGUUUGAAGAUAUACAUAUGUUGGUUGGCUCCAACAUGCCUAUAUUUGGAGGAGGCAGAUACCCAGCAGUCAGCUUACGUCUCAGGGAUAACAACAAACCAAUCAAUGUGCUCACCGGAAUUGACUAUUGGCUGGACAACUUGAUAUGUAAUGUACCGGAGCUUGUGAUGUGUUUCCAUGUAAACGGGAUUGUACAGAAGUAUGAAAUGAUAAAGACAGAAGAGAUUCCCAAUUUGGAAAACUCUAAUUUUUCUACUAAAGUCAUAAAAGACAUUGCACAGAAUAUUUUAUCCUUUCUGAAAUCUAAUUGCACCAAAGAAGGACAUACCUAUUGGCUCUUUAAAGCGAGUGGCAGUGACAUAGUGAAGCUCUAUGAUCUCACGACUCUUUGUGAAGAAACUGAAGACAAAUACCAAAACCCGUUCACAAUGCCAGUGGCCAUUCUCUUAUACAAGGUUGCCUGCAACAUGAUGAUGAAGAAGAACCAAAAUAAGAAACACUACGGAACUAUCAGAACGCUGCUUCUCAACUGUGUUAAAUUGUUGGACAAAAGCAGACACCCUCAAAUUAUUGCUUCAGCCAAUUACAUGCUUUCAGAACUCUUUCAAUUGGAUGAACCUAAAAAAGAAGAAAGUUCCGAGUCUCCCUUAAAUGAGAAUUCUGAUGAAAGUUACAGUGAGGAGGAGGAGGAGAUGCCAGACAGCGAUGAAAAUGGGUCCUAUUGCACCAGCUCCGACCCUCCCGAUGACAACAAAGCAGUGGCCAUCAUCAAGUCUGUUGGAGAACUGUCAGUUCCAGAGAAGUACAAAUCCAUCCAUCAGAUCAGACCCAGUUGUGCGUUUCCAGUUUGCCAUGACACCGAAGAGCGCUGCAGACUGGUGCUUAGCUAUGUUCUGGAGGGUUUAAAAUCUGUGGACAGCAGCAUUAAGAAGGAAAGCGACCUCCCUGCAGCUGACCCCAGCACCCCGAUCCCGCUGAAAUAUGAAGAUGAAAGCGCAAGGGGUGGUCCUGAGGGUCUGGAGAAGCAGAUGGCCUUGUUUUUGGACAAAAUGGGCUCCCUGCAGAAGGGCAAUUGCUCCAGCCAGUCCGGAAUGACCCCUGGCUCCUGGCAACAUAAAAUGAAGCUCCAGCUGAUCCUCAAGUCAUCAAAAGCCUAUUACGUGUUGUCUGACGCUGCCAUGAGCCUGCAGAAAUACGGACGCGCGCUCCGAUACAUCAAAUUAGCUCUGCAGAGCCACGACACUUACUGCUGCCUCUGCACCAAUAUGCUCUCCGAAGUGCUGCUGUUCCUCUCCCAGUACCUGACGCUGUGCGGCGACAUCCAGCUGAUGCUGGCCCAGAACGCCAACAACCGGGCGGCUCACCUGGAGGAGUUUAACUACCAGACGAAGGAGGACCAGGAGAUACUGCACAGCCUCCACCGGGAGUCCAGUUGUCAAGGAUUUGCGUGGGCGACUGAUCUGUCUACAGACUUAGAAAGUCAGCUUUCUGUUAGUUGUAAAUGUUAUGAGGCUGCCAAUGAAAUCCUGCAGUUUAGUGACUUAAAAAGCCAGAAUCCAGAACACUACAUGCAAGUGCUGAAGAGAAUGGGCAACAUUAGGAAUGAAAUCGGGGUGUUUUACAUGAACCAGGCUGCUGCGUUACAGAGCGAGCGAGUGGUGAGCAAAAGUGUGUCGACUGCAGAGCAACAGUUGUGGAAAAAGAGCUUUUCUUGCUUUGAGAAAGGAAUUCACAACUUCGAGUCAAUUGAUGAUGCUACAAAUGCUGCCCUCUUGUUAUGUAACACGGGAAGGCUCAUGCGGAUUUGUGCACAGGCGCACUGCGGCGCAGGGGACGAAUUUAAACGUGAAUUUUCACCAGAGGAAGGCUUGUAUUAUAACAAGGCCGUGGACUACUACCUGAAAGCGCUGAGGUCCCUGGGAACACGAGACAGACACCCUGCCGUCUGGGACUCGGUGAACUGGGAGCUGUCCACCACCUACUUCACCAUGGCCACGCUGCAGCAGGACUACGCGCCGCUGUCCAGGAAAGCACAGGAGCAGAUUGAAAAAGAGGUCAGCGAAGCUAUGAUGAAGUCCCUGAAAUACUGCGACGUGGACUCGGCAUCUGCCCGCCAGCCCCUCUGUCAGUAUCGAGCUGCCACCAUCCACCACAGGCUGGCGUCCAUGUACCACAGCUGCCUGCGGAAUCAGGUCGGGGACGAGUACCUCCGGAAGCAGCACCGCGUGCUGGCCGACCUGCACUAUGGCCAAGCGGGGCGGCUCUUCCAGCUGCUCAAGGACACGCCCUGCGAGCUGCUGCGGGUGCAGCUGGAGCGGGUGGCCUUCGCCGAGUUCCAGAUGAGCAGUCAGAAUAGCAACGUCGGGAAAUUGAAAACACUCUCUGGGGCUCUUGACAUCAUGGUGAGAACUAAGCACGCGUUCCAGCUCAUCAGGAAGGAGCUCGUGGAGGAGCUGGGCCAGCCCAAGAGUGAGGAGCCGACGCCCGUGGCCGACGCGGCGCCUGGUCUGAACAGAGAGGAGGUGCUCAAGCUGCUCAGCAUCUUCGAGUCGCGGCUGGCCUUCCUGCUGCUCCAGUCCAUCAAGCUGCUGUCUCCCGCCAAGAAGAAGACAAGCAAUAACGUGGAAGAAGAUGUGGCCCUCAAAACCAACAAGCACAUUUACUCCCAGCUUCUGAGAGCGACCGCCAACAAGAACACGAGCCUCCCGGAGAGGAUCGACGUCCUCGUCCACCUGCUGGACCAGCUCGCGCGGGGCAGCGCCGUGCAGUGACUCGCCAGGGCCGCGCCCCAGGUGCCUCGUCCGUGCCUUCUGCACUCGGCCGGUUUGCCACUCGGUGCUUCGUUAUUAAACGCGUGGGAGGUACCCGCUCCGGUGGGCACCGCGCGGCAGCACAGCGUCCUCAUUCCCCACAGAUGGGGCCGGCGAGCUCCGCUCCCGCCUGGGAAGCGCCGGAAUCAGUGAGACGCAGCUCCGCGCUGCUCUCAGAAGCGGAGGUGUGGUGCCGUCACACUGUAAGUGUUGUUGAGUCUGUUAAGCUACGUGGGUUUCAGACACAAUUCUUUUGGAUAAAUGUUACGUUCGGUCAAGGGGACCUUUAUCCCGGGGACGUCGGUGGUCAUGUGGUUAGAGCCACGGAGUUUCUCUCGGAACGGCACGGAAAGAAGUCGUCUUUCUAAGCUUCAGUGCGGAGUUUCCGAAGACCAGCCGUUGUGCAGUUCUCUGUGUUAGUGCGUGUUCUGAAGGACCCACUUCUCUUUAACUUGGAUAACAGUUGACCAAGAAUAGGUUCUACCCCCACUUUUAUUUUAAACUUGAAACUGUGAAUAAGGUCAGAAAACUAUUUUGAAUAAAUAAGUUAUUUAUUUAAAA
Molecule: messenger RNA, 4121 nt
Organism: Myotis davidii
Lineage: Eukaryota; Metazoa; Chordata; Mammalia; Chiroptera; Vespertilionidae
Gene: EDRF1
Product: erythroid differentiation regulatory factor 1
Exons: 23
Coding region: 36-3521 (1161 amino acids)
Biological process (GO): positive regulation of DNA-templated transcription
Source: RefSeq, a predicted model, not a curated record